This is a messenger RNA of Coniophora puteana RWD-64-598 SS2, 564 nucleotides long. RefSeq lists its product as uncharacterized. Lineage: Eukaryota; Fungi; Basidiomycota; Agaricomycetes; Boletales; Coniophoraceae. The record is from RefSeq and is a predicted model, not a curated record. The transcript is spliced from 4 exons. The coding region runs from base 154 to 564 and encodes 136 amino acids.
GCUCUUGUUCAUUUAUCGCUUUGUUCUAAUUCACUGAAUACUCAUAAAUGCCGUUUGGAUCUCCGGAGACGCUGAUCUUAUCGACCUUGGCUGCGACUUCGUGCUAGCCAGUAUCUACCCUCGCCUCUGCGAUCGCACAUAAGUACCCCCGCAAUGCCUGCUGACUCCCACCUUCAACAAGACGACAACGAUGACGAGUCGUUUAUGGAGUGGCCAGCGGAUCCCGCCCUACUCAGAGAAUACAUGCUGGAAAAGGAGCGUCUGAAGUCAGAAGCGCCAGAACAAGCCCUAGCGACAACGCAUGAACGAGAUGACGAUGAGGAGUCGUUCAUGGAAUGGCCAGCGGUACCCGCUGAUUUGAGAAAACACCUGCAGGAAAAUCAGCAUCUCGAGGCAGGAAAGCCAGAACAAUCGGAGACAGCAGAAGAGACGGAAGUUUUGGAACAUCCUGAAGAGCUGGAACCCUCGGCGAAAUCCGCGAAGAGAAACCCCACAAAUGCACUUCGCUCACUUCUCAAGCUUGCAAAGAUUAGCAGGCACCUGAGGAAGGAUGGGAAGUCGUGA